AGCACACCUUCAGAUGGAGAUGAAGUAGCAACGGCAGCCGAUCGAUAGAAGGACAGCAGCGCCUCAACCGCGGAUCCGGAGGUUUUUUUUAUCCUAAAGGGGGUACAGGUGGCAGAGCAAAACACCGACCGCUUGAACGUCCAUCGGUGGAAAUUACCAUUACUGUUUCUACCGCUCCCUCCCCUCCUACCUCACCUCACCCCCCAACAUCCGCGCACCCUUCAGCUGCCACAAUAGAUUGUACUCAACUACAUGCAUUUCGAUCUGAUCAUAUAAGUUCCCGUCCACCAAGAUGGAAAACGCGCACACUAAGUCUUCGACUGAAGUUUUAGACAACUUCGGCGUGAACGAAAACACUGGACUGACUCUGGAACAGGUUAAAGUCAAUUUGGAGAAAUAUGGACCGAACGAGCUUCCAGCUGAAGAAGGGAAGUCCCUGUGGGAGCUGGUGGUGGAGCAAUUUGAAGACCUCCUGGUCAGGAUCCUGCUGCUUGCUGCCUGCGUCUCUUUUGUGUUGGCUCUGUUUGAGGAAGGAGAGGAGACGACCACUGCCUUUGUAGAACCUGUUGUUAUUCUUCUGAUCCUCAUUGCCAAUGCUGUUAUUGGGGUCUGGCAGGAGCGAAAUGCGGAAAACGCCAUCGAGGCUCUGAAAGAGUAUGAACCAGAGAUGGGGAAGGUGUACCGUAUGAACCGCAAGGCUGUCCAGAGGAUCAAAGCCAGAGACAUAGUCCCAGGGGACAUCGUGGAGGUGGCAGUUGGUGAUAAGGUGCCUGCUGACAUCAGAGUAACGUCCAUUAAGUCCACCACCCUGCGAGUGGACCAGUCCAUCCUUACAGGGGAGUCUGUCUCAGUCAUUAAACACACUGACCCAGUUCCUGAUCCCAGAGCUGUCAACCAGGACAAAAAGAACAUGCUAUUUUCUGGUACCAAUAUUGCUGCAGGCCGUGCUAUAGGUGUUGUAGUAGCUACAGGCGUCUCCACAGAGAUUGGAAAGAUCCGUAAUCAGAUGGCCUCUACAGAGCAGGAGAAGACGCCGCUACAGCAAAAGAUGGACGAGUUUGGCCACCAGCUUUCAAAGGUCAUCUCCCUUAUCUGUGUGGCUGUGUGGGUCAUCAACAUCGGCCACUUUGGAGACCCGGUCCACGGUGGCUCCUGGGUCAGAGGCGCAAUUUAUUACUUUAAAAUUGCUGUUGCCCUGGCUGUGGCUGCCAUCCCUGAGGGCCUACCUGCCGUCAUCACCACCUGCCUGGCUCUUGGUACGCGUCGUAUGGCCAAGAAGAAUGCUAUUGUGCGCAGCCUACCCUCAGUGGAGACCCUGGGCUGUACCUCUGUUAUCUGCUCUGACAAGACAGGAACCCUCACAACAAACCAGAUGUCUGUCUGCAAAAUGUUCAUAGCAGACAAAGUAGAGGAGUCGAGCUGCACUCUGCAUGAGUUCUCAAUAACAGGUUCUACAUAUGCCCCUGAGGGACAAAUACUAAAAGGAAACAGGACCAUCCAGUGUGGAGACUAUGAUGGGCUUGUGGAAUUGGCCACCGUGUGCUCUAUGUGCAACGACUCUUCACUGGACUACAAUGAGGCCAAAGGGGUUUAUGAGAAGGUCGGCGAAGCCACAGAAACGGCUCUCACCACACUGGUAGAAAAGAUGAACGUUUUCAAGACUGACAUGUCUGCGCUGACGAAGGUGGAACGUGCCGGUGCCUGCAACUCUGUGAUCAAGCAGCUGAUGAAGAAGGAGUUCACGCUGGAGUUCUCUCGUGACCGCAAGUCCAUGUCUGUCUUCUGCACUCCUGUUAAACUGGGCUCCCAGAGCAAGAUGUUUGUCAAGGGCGCCCCAGAAAGUGUGAUUGAGAGGUGUAAGUACCUACGGGUCGGAUCAGGAAAGGUGACACUGACGGCUGCCCUGCGUGACCAUCUGAUGUGUAAGAUCAGGGAGUGGGGGACAGGCAGAGACACGUUACGAUGCCUUGCUCUGGCCACUCAUGACAACCCGCCACGUAAAGAAGACAUGGACCUGGAGAACUCCAGCAAGUUUGUGGAUUAUGAGAUGGGGCUGACAUUUGUUGGCUGUGUGGGCAUGCUCGACCCACCCAGGAAGGAGGUGAUUGGUUCAGUUAAACUGUGCAAUGAGGCAGGUAUCCGGGUUAUCAUGAUCACAGGAGAUAACAAAGGCACAGCUGUGGCCAUCUGCAGACGAAUUGGUAUCUUUGGGGAAGAUGAGGACGUAACGGGAAAGGCCUACACAGGCCGAGAGUUCGAUGACCUCCUGCCGGAGGCACAAAGAGAGGCUGUCAAACGGGCAAGAUGCUUUGCCCGCGUCGAGCCAGCCCAUAAGUCCAAAAUCGUUGGAUAUCUUCAGUCUUUCGACGAGAUUACCGCCAUGACAGGCGAUGGGGUGAACGAUGCCCCAGCCCUGAAGAAAGCAGAGAUUGGCAUUGCCAUGGGUUCUGGUACAGCCGUGGCCAAGUCAGCAUCUGAGAUGGUGCUGUCUGAUGAUAACUUCUCCACCAUUGUCGCUGCUGUGGAGGAAGGCAGAGCCAUUUACAACAACAUGAAGCAGUUCAUCAGAUACCUUAUCUCCUCCAACGUGGGAGAGGUUGUUUGCAUCUUCCUGACUGCCAUCCUGGGUCUCCCUGAGGCUUUGAUUCCAGUCCAGCUGCUGUGGGUUAAUCUAGUGACUGACGGCCUGCCUGCCACUGCUUUGGGCUUUAACCCUCCAGACCUGGACAUCAUGGACAAACCACCCCGCAACCCUAAGGAGCCCCUUAUCUCUGGCUGGCUCUUCUUCAGAUACCUGGCCAUUGGAGGAUAUGUGGGACUUGGAACAGUGAGUGCAGCCACAUGGUGGUACCUGUUUGACGAAGAGGGUCCACAGGUGUCUUUCUAUCAGCUGAGACACUUCAUGCAGUGUACUGAGGACAACCCCGUGUUCAAAGGAAUAGACUGUGAGGUGUUUGAAUCCCGCUACCCCACAACCAUGGCGCUGUCAGUGCUGGUCACUAUUGAAAUGUUUAACGCUCUCAACAGUUUGUCUGAGAACCAGUCCCUGGUGAGGAUGCCUCCCUGGGUCAAUAUUUGGCUACUGGGAGCCAUCAUCCUGUCUCUCUCCCUCCACUUCUUAAUCCUCUACGUCGAGCCUCUGCCGCUGAUCUUCCAGGUGACCCCUUUGCACUGGUCCCAGUGGAUUGUGGUCCUCAAGAUUUCCAUUCCUGUCAUCCUCUUGGACGAGGCAUUGAAAUAUGUCUCUAGGAACCAUCUAGAAGCAUAAAUUCUUUUUAUCUCACCUUCUAUAAAAAGUUGAUGAGGAGCAGAAAUAUCGGAGGAGAUGGCAGCUGAACUAAGAUCCCUCCCUCAACGCGCUCGCAUAGUUAGACUCACACAGCUACCCUCUUCCCUUUAAGAGUUAGAAACCUUUCCUCCCCUCUGCCCUCGUUUCCCGCCCCUGCAUGUCCAACAAACCACCACUAGAAAUGAGCAGGGCUUGCAAGAAAGAGCAUUUGUGUUUCUGCAAGCAUGGCUUUGUACAAGUGUGAAAGUUGAUGAGCACCAAGUGUGUUUGAGAGAGGAAAAAACAAAAACAAAAACAAAAAAAAAAAACAGGGGGGGGGGGGUGCUGAACUGUAAUUGUUGCAUAAGCGAGAAACAACUGCAGAAAAAAAACACCCCAGGCUUUUUAGAGAUUUUUGCUCAUUUGUUUUUUUUGACUCAACAGUACCAACAUCGUGGUGCACAACUGGACUUUGGGGUGGAAAGGAGAGGGAGAAUGAAUGAUAAUAUUAGGUGGGUGGGUGGAGGUUGGCUGGGUUUUUAAUCCGCACAGAGACUGAUAGAGAGAGAUUGAGAGGUGAAACCUGCUGUGGAGGAGAAACUGAUGGACACACUUGCAUAAAAGAGAAUCAGCGAGAAGGUGUGAAGAACCCGACCUCGUGGCAGCGUGUGCAUAAGAGAGCCGUUGCAUCCCUGAUCUGAAGCUGCUGCCCAUCCACACUACUGGGAAUGAAUUCCAACCAGUUCUGCAGAGGCACGCUCUCAUCAGCAAAAUGCAAUUAUUUCCCCAGCCACUUUGUCAUAUCCCUUUGUAUUUCCUCUCAAAGAAAUUCUCCUAUUUCCUUUUGCCUGCCUUGCUCUCUCUCUCUUUUUCUCUCUCUUUCUUUCUCACGCUCUGUUUGAGGAGGCAGCUGUGGGCCCGGGGUUCAUGGCGCUUAUCAGGCUUGUGUACUUGGGGGAGUUGAAGGUGUGAAUAGCUUUACGCUGCUUGGCCGCUUCCCUCGGCUCUUUAACUCGAGGAGCUGAGGUAGGCUCACACACUGGACAACAUGAAAAAGACAAUGCAAUCCUUACCAUGGCCAAGAUCAAUGGGUAAGUUAAUAAUCACCAAUGCAAAGAAAAGUAGAUCUGAACAAAAGAUGUAUUUUUCUUAUCUAGAGAUAAUUCAUUCAGCUUUUACUCACCCUGAAGCAGCAGUAAAGUGUGUGAGCAUAUAGCUUUACUUGAAUAAAUAUGUCCACUUUGACUUGUCAGCCUUUAAAACACACAUUAUGUAUUUCAAAUAAUUAACCUUGUGAAUGUUUCAUUCUCACUUGGCAUAUGAAGCACAUAAAACAUCCAUGCCUUAAAAAAGCCCACUGCACCUCCACAUACAAGAUGUGGUCUAAAUGAAUGUGUCACUGCUAACCUUAAACCAGCUUUUGACCCACCACAGCCACUUCCACUGAUAUGUACUUUAAUAGGAUGAAAUGUUUCAUAGGAAACCCACCUUUUGCUUCCCGUGUGCUGCUUCCUCAGCUCCUCCCGCUCUCAGUGCUUUAGCGUUUCACUUGGGUAAUGUUUUAUAAUGACUAAAUAAUAAUGUAUUUGACUGAAUAAACCCCUGGGGUUUGGAUGUGUCUUUUAAGUCUAAUUUUUUGGGGGGGUUGUGUUGGGCCUUGGUGCUCUGUGGACUGGGUCAGCUGUGUUUCUGGUCUCUCAUUGCUUCCAUGUAUUGCCAGGUAGGAGAAUGCUCGUCGGGAAAAAGACCAUGCAAAGGUGCUGGAUCAAAAAUGGGCGCUUAUGAACUGUCAGCUGCUUCUUGAUAUCGAGAGCUUCAAGGCAAACAAAAAAAAAAUCCCAAAUGUCAGAUGGUUUAAUAUUCCUAGAUUUGACUGCUCCUUACUUUUCUUGACCUUACGUGAUAGUAAUUUGGAUAUUAUAGGUAAAUUCAUAGUGACAGUUUAUUCUUUAUUUUUCACAAAUUUCUAGUAUUUUAUAGGCCAAAGUUUAAAUGUUAUCAAUCAUUAGCUGUUUAAAUAUUGAUAUUAAUCAAACCCGAUUAAGGCAACUGUAAAAUGAUGAAAUUCCCUCUUGUGUAAAUGAAAUUACUUGGGAAGCACUGACAGUGUGCACUUCAUACUUCCUCGCUUUUUGCUUUCCAGACUGACCCGAAACAAGUAACUCAUGCUUCAGUAUUGGAAGGAAAAUCCAUCCUUAAACACAUUAGCAACCAAUUUACCGAACAUACAGAGGGCAGUUAUCUGCUUUGUUGCUUGGCAAUUCUUUUUUUGCCCCCAGGGAUAACCAGCCAAACUUGCAUGGCACAUUGGAGAUUCAGAUGAUUUCAGUUUCUCGUGAUCUCUGGGAUUAUUCUUGGUAGUGCACAAAUGGAAAACAACUUAAUACUUAAAGCAGACAUAGGUGAUGCAUAUUGAGGAAAAGUGUGCUAUGAAGUUCAUUUAGACAACACAACUAUUAGGACAAAUUUGACUCGAAGCUGGAUUCUGUCUUAUAAAUACUGGCCUGAUUAAAAACAAAUAAUAUGUUUGGUGCUUUUUUUUCCACUUCACAUUGUAAAUGUCCAGACCAGUAGACCACCUGUCCCUCUCCCAGGUCUCCACAGUUCUUUAACAUGCUGGCACUAUAGUUCUGUAUAGCCUUGUUAUUGACUACUGAAUCCUCAACUCUGUACAGACGAUGAGAAUAUGAUCGCAUGGAACCUUGUUACUGUAAUAAUCUAUACUGUCUCUAACAUUUAAUUUUUUUAAUAACUUCAUAUUCAACAGCAACAGACAGACUUGUGAACACAUCUUUUUUUUUAAUUAUUAUUAUUACUCCCAUGAACUCAUGAUGUCCAAGGACUUUUUUUCUUUUGUGUGUGGGGGUGUUUGUGUUGAAUACAAAGUUGUUCCUUCAUCAUUUCUGUUUGGUUUUCCAGUUGCAGGGGUUUUGUGUCUUUUACUAUAAGGAAGACAAUAUGAUGUUAUCACGUUUAAGAUAGACAACAGUACGGUUCACGUUAAUUUCUGCCAGUGAUGCAGCUCAUUUCAGCAAUUGCUGUCUGGUGUGAGAAAUGUCCCAGAAGUUGUGAAUGAACUAUGUGUGGUUUACACUGAGCGAUAAGCAGCAAUGCAUUAUGGGUUUUGAAGUUGUAUGACUGUACGUUGAAGGGCUUGGUGGAAAUGCAGGCUCUAGAGACCCAUGACAAUCGUUAAGGGUCUGAUGUUUGGGAUCAUGGUACUUAAAGCUCUCCAUAUACCCUUUUUUGUUUGUUUUGUUUUUUUUUUAUUUUUUGUUUUUUUUGUUUAGUUUUUUUAAAGACCAUCUUAACUAGCAGUGAAGGAGCUGUCAGGUUCAAUUAGAUUUGAGCAGUGGUUUCCUCUUUAACUGUCUCCAGAGCCUGAGUUCCUCCUCUGAGAAAUAAAAAUGGAUUCUCUGUGUUGCCUUGUUAAUAUUAAUUGUGGACACAUAAUUUUAUAAACAACAGAGACGUGGAAAUAAAGAUUAUUUAUCUUGUUA
Messenger RNA from Melanotaenia boesemani (Boeseman's rainbowfish), 6768 nucleotides. RefSeq names its product ATPase sarcoplasmic/endoplasmic reticulum Ca2+ transporting 3 (gene atp2a3). The coding region runs from base 293 to 3268 and encodes 991 amino acids. Gene Ontology annotation, biological process: intracellular calcium ion homeostasis; calcium ion transmembrane transport. Gene Ontology annotation, molecular function: ATP hydrolysis activity; P-type calcium transporter activity; ATP binding. Gene Ontology annotation, cellular component: membrane. The transcript has 22 exons. Lineage: Eukaryota; Metazoa; Chordata; Actinopteri; Atheriniformes; Melanotaeniidae. The record is from RefSeq and is a predicted model, not a curated record.